Messenger RNA from Penicillium cataractarum, 2142 nucleotides. It is a transcript of the gene nop9, whose product is annotated as RNA-binding RNA processing protein NOP9. The record is from RefSeq and is a predicted model, not a curated record. The coding region runs from base 1 to 2142 and encodes 713 amino acids. The transcript has a single exon. NCBI's taxonomy places the organism in Eukaryota, Fungi, Ascomycota, Eurotiomycetes, Eurotiales, Aspergillaceae. Gene Ontology annotation, molecular function: RNA binding. Gene Ontology annotation, cellular component: preribosome, small subunit precursor; nucleolus; 90S preribosome. Gene Ontology annotation, biological process: ribosomal small subunit export from nucleus; endonucleolytic cleavage in 5'-ETS of tricistronic rRNA transcript (SSU-rRNA, 5.8S rRNA, LSU-rRNA); endonucleolytic cleavage in ITS1 to separate SSU-rRNA from 5.8S rRNA and LSU-rRNA from tricistronic rRNA transcript (SSU-rRNA, 5.8S rRNA, LSU-rRNA).
AUGCCCCGUGAAAAGCAAAAGAGAGGCCGUCGGGCCGAGCAAAAGGCUCAAAAGGAGGAGUCAAAGCGUGAGUACGAUGAUGCCAUCGAGGCACCCUCUGCGAAGCGCAUGAAGCCUUCCAAUGACGCCGACGAGACCGCCGAACCUUCAUUUGCAGAGGGUGCAGACUACAUUUCCCUCGACGUUGGAGAUGAGCAGCAGAAUGUGGAAGAGACUGGCGAUGCGGCUAAUGGCGAUACUCCUUUCUACGGAUUGCUCGAUACCGACGAGCAAGAAUACUUUUCGCGCGCCAACGAGAUGCUCGAAGCAAACCAAUUCCACGACGCCGAAGAGCGAAACCUGUUUAUCGAGAGUGUAUACCAGGAGGCCAAUGGAAAGGAGUUGAAGAUUGCUUGCAGUCAGGGCUGUUCGCGACUCAUGGAAAAGUUGAUCUCCAUGUCAGAUGUUAAGCAGAUUCGUCGAAUCUUUGGCAAAUUUAUCGGUCACUUCCUUCACCUUGUGCAGCACCGAUUUGCGAGUCACUGUUGCGAAACGCUGUUCAUCCACGCCGCGCCGGCCGUUAUGCAAACGACCCCGAAGGCGCACACCAAAAAAUCAGAGGAUGGUGAAGACGAGUCAGAUCUGUCGCUUGCCGACAUGUUCAUGAGCGUUAUUGAGGAGUUGAAGGACAAUUGGGGUUAUCUCUUGACCGAGCGAUUUGCCUCGCACACAAUCCGAGUUCUGUUGCUGGUUCUUGCCGGAGAGCCUGUGGAUGUGACAUCGAAGGAUUCGGUGGUCGCGAGUCGCAAGAAGGAAAGAUUGGGUCUCCCAGCUGCCGGCGCGCAAGAAGAUAAUGAUCCUACACAAAAGCGAAGCGUACCGGAGUCUUUCGAGCCUGCGCUGAAGAAGAUUAUGAGUGACAUGGUUUCUGGGCUGGACGACACAUAUCUUCGGGCUCUGGCUACACAGCCCAUUGGAAACCCCGUUCUCCAGGUGAUGCUCUUCUUGGAGCUCUCUCACUUUGGCAAGUCUAGCGCCAAAGAUCCCAAAUCUAUUCUUCGUCGACUCGUACCCGAUGAGUCGUUCGAGGAGGGCACUGACAGUGCAACUUUCAUCCGUGGCCUGCUAUACGAUCCCGUUGGUUCGCGCCUAGUGGAGACGAUGGUACGAUACAUGCCCGGCAAGGUGUUUAAAAACCUCUACAAGAACAACAUUCGCGAUCGAAUCGGAUCUCUGGCUCGAAACAGUACCGCCGGUUACGUUGUUUUGAGAACAUUGGAAAGACUUGGAAAGGAUGACUUGCAAAGCGCGAUGGAUCUCAUUAUCCCUGAAGUACCGGGCCUAAUCGAGCGAUCCCGUCUUGUUGUCCCCAAGGUGUUGAUCGAGCGUUGCGUGAUCCGGAGCGUCGACACAAAGCCUUUCGCCAAGGCGCUCCAGGAGGCGUACGAUGCGGAUCCCACGGUCCGCCUCCGCCAGAUGCUUCGACUUGACGAAUCCACAGACCAAGCUGCGCAGGAAUCGGGGGAUGAGGAUAUGGAAGAUGCAGACGAGUGGGAUAACAAGCGACGCAAGGCCAAGGCACCGGCUAGUGGCUCAUCCACUUCUGCGGCAGAGAAGCUGCACGGCUCUCUCUUGGCCCAAGCAAUGCUCACCGUUCCGGGCCCUUUGAGCGAGCUGGUGUACUCCAGUCUUCUUGCGCAGUCAUCCGAGACAAUCGUUCAGCUUGCAAAGGAAGCCACGUCUUCUCGCGUCCUGCAACAAGCUUUGACUUUGCCCACCUCUACCGCCCAGUUCCGACGACAGUUCAUCCCCCGCUUCCAGGGCCAUCUCGUCGAACUAGCCCAACACAACAGCGGAUCUCACGUUGUGGACGCCCUUUGGCCCGCAUCCAAGGAUGUGUUCUUCGUUAAGGAGCGCAUGGCCCAAGAGCUCGCACAAAACGAAAUGACUCUUCGCGAUUCUUUCUUGGGCCGUGCUGUAUGGCGGAAUUGGUCGAUGGAUCUCUACAAGCGCCGCCGGGGCGAGUGGUCUGCUCGUGCCAAGGGAAUUGAGCGAGAGCCCGCGAGCUCUGAGGCCAGUGGAGAACGGCCCAAGUCGAAGUUGGAGUUGGCCCGCGAGCGAUAUGCUGCUAAAGAGGCCGCCGCUGCCGCUGCGAAGGCUUGA